UCUUCGCGAGGCGUUCCAUAGUCUGAUCUUUCGCUCCGCGCGCUUGGUUUUGUAAUAUAAUUAGGACAUAGGCUGAAGUUUCAGGAAUCUUCCGAAGUUCAUUUUGGAGGUUCGGGUAGGAGCGGGUUGGAAACGGUUUGGGUUGUUUCGGGUUUUGGGUUUGAAAGUUAAUUUUUAACUGAACAAAUGGCCAUGGAGGCUCGCGCAGUUCUCCUAUGCCUGCUGUGCGUCGGCGCGAUGUGUGCUGGUGUACUCGCGCAGCAGCAGGUCAACCGACCAAGAUUCUGGGAUUGUCCAGUUGACCUGUUUUUCGUGUUGGACACGUCGGAGAGUGUUGCUCUAAGGGCCAAACCCCCUGACUUCUUCAUCAGCCAGAUGAAGAACUUUGCCAAAAGAUUCAUCUUGGAGCUCAAAGAGACGCGUCAACCGUGUGAUCGUUCCCUCACGUGGAACUCCGGAGCCUUGCACUACUCCGAUGAGGUCAUCUUAGUGCGCCACCUGAGUGCCAUGGCCACGGAGCGACAGGCGCUCAUUGAUAGCAUUGAAAACAUCAGCUACAUCGGCAAAGGAACAUACACUGACUGUGCCAUCAAGAGGGGAAUCGCAGAGCUGCUCAUAGGGGGCACUCACUAUCAAGAGAACAAAUACAUCGUAGUGGUGACAGAUGGUCAUCCUCUAACGGGCUAUAAGGAGCCCUGCGGAGGCCUCCAGGAGGCUGCUAAUGAGGCCAGGCAUCACGGCAUCAAAGUCUUCUCUGUCGCCAUCUCCCCUGACCAGGAGGAGACCCGGCUGUCUGUGAUUGCUACGGACCACAACUACAGACAGAACUUCACAGCGGCUGACCUCAACAGAUCCAGUAAUCCCAUACAGACCAUACGCAGCAUUAUAGACAUGAUAACCAAUGAGACCAAAGAUGUGUGCUGCUCUUUCGACUGCAAUGCUAAAGGAGGUCCUAAAGGAUCUGAUGGAGACCCUGGGUCAAAGGGUGAGACAGGCAGACAAGGGAUGCCUGGUGAGAAGGGAGACAUUGGCGCAAAUGGUAACAUUGGAGACCCUGGACCUAUUGGCUACCGUGGCAUGAAGGGAGACCGAGGUCCAGUAGGACAUAAGGGCGAGAGAGGACACAAGGGCUACAAGGGGGAUAAAGGUCACAGAGGAAUAGAUGGAGUCGAUGGUCGUAAGGGUGAUCCUGGUUAUCCUGGUCUGGCUGGCUGUAAAGGAUCUCCAGGACCUGACGGCUCGCAGGGAGAACCCGGUCCCAAGGGAGACUCAGGCCCGUAUGGAACCAAAGGAGAAAAGGGGGACCAAGGAAAAGAUGGAGAACCAGGACGACCCGGAAACUACGGACCGCUUGGACGCAAGGGUGAACCAGGCCCCAAAGGAGUGAAUGGGGACAAAGGAGAAAGGGGAGAUGACGGUGCACCUGGAAUAGAUGGCAUCAGAGGAGACAAGGGGGCCCCGGGAGAGAAAGGAGAACAAGGAUCUCGUGGUAACCGAGGACCAAGAGGAGAAACGGGAGAACCAGGACUUCGCGGGGAGACAGGAAGAGAAGGUUCUGCUGGAGCUAAUGGAGACCCUGGCGAGCCGGGCAGGGCCGGGUCCCCAGGAUAUCGAGGCGAUGAGGGGGCCCCUGGACCAGAGGGACCCAAAGGACCAAGAGGAAUCAAAGGAGCUCCUGGAGACCGUGGCCCGAUGGGAUUCAGGGGAGAAGAUGGUGCACCAGGUAAUGGAACUGAGGGUUGCCAUGGUUUCCAGGGUUACCCGGGCCCACGUGGAGAACCUGGAGAGCCGGGCUCUAAGGGAACCCCAGGACCCAAAGGAGAUGACGGAGAACCUGGGGACCCUGGCUUGGACAACACCUCUCCAGGACCCCCAGGAAACAAAGGAGCCAAAGGCCACAGAGGACCUGAAGGACCACCGGGACCUCCUGGACCUCCCGGACCUGCAGGAGCGGAUGAAUGUGAAAUUCUGGACAUCAUCAUGAAGCUUUGCUCGUGCUGCGAGUGUAAGUGUGGGCCCGUGGACUUGGCAUUCAUUGUGGACAGCUCAGAGAGUAUUGGUGCAACUAACUUUGCUCUGGCUAAAGACUUCAUCAUCACCGUCAUAGACCGACUUAUAAAGGACCAACAAGUCCGCUUUGGUUUUAAUGAGUCCAGAGUGGGUGUGGUGCAGUACAGUGGAAAUGGAGCUCAGGAAGCUGUCCAACUGGGAGACCCCAACAUCAACACACUGCCUGAACUCAAAGAGGCCAUCCGGAACCUGCGCUGGUUGGCUGAAGCCACGUACACCGGUGAAGCCCUGCAGUUCUCCCUGACCAACAUGAUAGAUCGGCUGCAGCAGAACAACCGCGUGGUCUUGGUGUUGACUGACGGACGCUCUGACAUCACCAGGGACAAAACACCACUUGACACGCUCUGUGGCAAAGACAUCAAGGUGGUAGGUCUGGGUGUGAAGGACUUCUAUGAACGACAACCCAACAGCGAGCAGAUAGAUAACUUGGUCUGUAAGGCUGAUCCCAAACCAGGCUUUUCUUUCGUAUUGGAAAACUAUGCAGAGCUGCUGGAUGAUACCUUCCUACAGAACCUAACAACGCGCAUCUGUGAAGAUAAGAAGUGUCCCAACUAUAAAUGUCCAAUCCGCUUCACAGAGGACACAGACAUUUUGCUGAUGAUGGACAGCUCAACCAGCGUGGGGCAGCGGAACUUUGACACCAGCAAGACCUUCGUCAAGCGUCUGGCUGAUCGUUUCCUUUCUGCCGAGAAGACGGGUGGUGCUUCCGUUCGAGUUGCAGUGGGCCAAUACAGCCGCACAGCUCGCUUGGAGGCGGGACUGACCUCUGACAACAGCUUGCUGACCACCAAAAUCCAGGAUGCCACCUUCCAAAACGAUGGGACUGAUGUUAUCAGGGCAAUGGUCUUUGCCAUGGACCAAUUCAAAACUUCAGGUGGCGUGAACCGGAAAAAGAAGCUGGUGCUCUUCUCUGACGGGAGGUCACAGGGCGUUACCGAGGUGAUUAUGGAGAAGCGUGUGCGUCUGUUGGCGGAGGCUGGAGUGGAGCAGUAUGUUAUCACCGUGGGCAACCAGGUGAAUGAGGCCCACUUACGCACAUUGGUCAGUAGGGGGAGACGUUAUGAUGUCACCUACGCCCAGCGCCACCUCUUCCGUGUCCCAGACUACCCUUCCCUUCUGCGCGGUGUGCUGUACCAGACCGUGUCCCGCAGGGUCUCCCAGGCCUGAGUCCAGGGGCUGGACCAAACGCUUAAGUGUUAGUCUCCUUCAUCAUGAAUAUCCGUUCAUAGUUCAUCACUCAUUUACAAUCACUGUGUUUAAAUUGUGUUUUCGUGUUAGAAACAUCAGAAGACGAAUGUGUGUAAGACUGUUUUAGACACUGUACUUUACUGAGUUCAUGUACUCUGCGAAUUGACGGGAAACUCUGAACCUUCCAGCUGUAAACUCCUUAAACCUCUCGAACAGUAAUCUGGUUUCCGAUGUCUAAAACCAUUACAUAUUCCCAGCUCCAUAAUUCCAACAGCACAUGAACGCAGCUUUGUACAGGACAUUUUUUUCUGUUUUCUAAGAACCCUUUUUAUGUUGUUUGUAGCUCAGAGACAGAACAGGAUAUGACAUCACCACAUCAAAGUUAAACAUUAGACAUCCUCCCUGCAGACAACCUGGUGCUAAUAAAGAUAAAAACAGAUGCGUGUUUCAGCAUGCGUGUGUUUGUGUGUGUGUGUGUGUGUCUAGUUAUAAUUGUGUGUGUGUGUGUUGAGAGGAAGGGUCUCUAAUGUAUAACAUGUGGGAUUUACUCUAGAAACCGUUUGUCUGGGGUUGUGAGUUCAGAUUAUAACAGCCACAUGCGCACAUGCACUCCUAAUCCUUGAAGCUAUGAUCAAUCAACAUGAUUUAAUCCUUUAGCAUUCCAGGCAACCAUUUCUGCUAAGAUGUUAAAUAGUCCCUUUUGUGUGAUAAAAUAAUUCAUCCUUGGUGCUAUUUUUCAGAGCCCAAAUCUCAAUCACAGUUGGUGGGGUGUCAAUGAACAUUGUAGUCAGAGUAUGUUGCCAAAUGUCAUCUGCAGCACAGGACCAUGUUUUGACCACUGUAGCAGGAGACAAAAACAUGUUUUGACCGCUGUAUCAGAGGACAGAAUAAUGUUUUGAACGCUGUAUCAGAGGACAGAAUAAUGUUUUGAACGCUGUAUCAGAGGACAGAACAAUGUUUUGACCGCUGUAUCAGAGGACAGAAUAAUGUUUUGAACGCUGUAUCAGAGGACAGAAUAAUGUUUUGAACGCUGUAUCAGAGGACAGAACAAUGUUUUGACCGCUGUAUCAGAGGACAGAAUAAUGUUUUGAACGCUGUAUCAGAGGACAGAAUAAUGUUUUGAACGCUGUAUCAGAGGACAGAAUAAUGUUUUGAACGCUGUAUCAGAGGACAGAAUAAUGUUUUGAACGCUGUAUCAGAGGACAGAACAAUGUUUUGACCGCUGUAUCAGAGGACAGAAUAAUGUUUUGAACGCUGUAUCAGAGGACAGUAUAAUGUUUUGACCACUGUAUCAGAGGACAGAAUAAUGUUUUGAACGCUGUAUCAGAGGACAGAACAAUGUUUUGACCGCUGUAGCAGAGGACGGUAUAAUGUUUUGAACGCUGUGUCAGAGGACAGAACAAUGUUUUGACCGCUGUAGCAGAGGACAGAAUAAUGUUUUGAACGCUGUAUCAGAGGACAGAAUAAUGUUUUGACCACUAUAGCAGAGGACAGAAUAAUGUUUUGACCGCUUUAGCAGAGGUCAGAAUAAAGUUUUGACCGCUUUAGCCGUGGAAAGACACCUACAUGUAAAACUGAUGUUUUGAUCUGAAACCAAACCAGCCCACAAACAGACUGGCAGAACCAAGCUGCUUCAAUAAAGGCCGCUUGCCCCAAUAA
This is a messenger RNA of Esox lucius (northern pike), 4917 nucleotides long. It is a transcript of the gene col6a1, whose product is annotated as collagen, type VI, alpha 1. Lineage: Eukaryota; Metazoa; Chordata; Actinopteri; Esociformes; Esocidae. The record is from RefSeq and is a predicted model, not a curated record. The transcript has 33 exons. The coding region runs from base 187 to 3237 and encodes 1016 amino acids.